Molecule: messenger RNA, 1823 nt
Organism: Ceratosolen solmsi marchali
Lineage: Eukaryota; Metazoa; Arthropoda; Insecta; Hymenoptera; Agaonidae
Gene: Dus2
Product: Dihydrouridine synthase 2
Exons: 5
Coding region: 152-1540 (462 amino acids)
Biological process (GO): tRNA dihydrouridine synthesis
Cellular component (GO): cytoplasm
Molecular function (GO): tRNA dihydrouridine synthase activity; tRNA binding; flavin adenine dinucleotide binding
Source: RefSeq, a predicted model, not a curated record
UCGCGUCGACAACCAUAACCUGUUCCUGGAGGUUGCACGUCGAUGGGAAGGCGCACGUCCCUCGUUGGCCGUGACAUCAGCUGUUCGACCUGUUCGGCAACGUGCACCUACACGCGAUUUCGAACCUCCGAGUGUCGCGUGGCCGAAUGAAAUGACAGCCGCGUCGGAACCGAGGCCGCGACUCGUUUACGCGGACAAGAUCAUACUCGCCCCGAUGGUGCGCAUCGGCACGCUACCCAUGCGCCUCCUGGCCCUCGACUACGGCGCCGACAUCGUCUACACGGAAGAGCUUAUCGACUGGAAACUGCUGCGGUGCGUGCGACGCGAGAAUGAUGUACUGAAGACGGUGGACUACAUCGACAAGACUGACGGUACCGUGGUAUUCCGCACCUGCGCCAGGGAACGCGAUCGCGUGGUUCUUCAACUAGGUAGCUGCGACGCUGGACGCGCCCUGAGGGUCGCGCGCCUCGUGGAGUCCGACGUGGCCGGGAUCGACCUGAACAUGGGCUGUCCUCGGCGUUUCUCUGUCCUGGGUGGUAUGGGCGCGGCACUUCUCGGGCAACCGGAGAAAGCCAGCGGCAUGCUACGGGGGCUCGUCGAGGGUCUCAGCAUACCCGUCACCUGCAAGAUACGCGUGUUGCCGAGCCUCGAGGCCACUCUCGAGCUUUGCGACACCCUCGCUUCGAGCGGCAUCGCGGCCAUUGCCGUUCACGGGCGCACCAUUGACGAGCGGCCUCAACACGCUAAUAGGAAUUACGUCCUAAAGAAGAUCGCCGAGCACCUUAGCAUUCCUGUCAUUGCCAACGGUGGUUCCAAGGAGAUAGAGAAGAGAGAGGACAUAUUCCGCUUCAAGCAGGAUACUCACUGCAGCAGUGUCAUGAUCGCGCGCUCGGCCGAGUGGAACUGCUCGAUAUUCAGGUCGACGGAGAUGCUCCCUAUGGAGCAGGUCAUACGAGACUAUCUGAAGCUAGCGGUCGAUUACGAUAAUUCGCCGAGCAAUACCAAGUACUGCGUGCAGAAUAUACUGCGUGAGCUGCAGGAGUCGCCGCUCGGCAAGAGAUUUCUCGAGACUCAGACACUCGAGCAGAUUUGCGAGGUCUGGUCCAUGGACAAUUACUGCCGCGCAAAGACGCAGGAGUACAGGGUGAAAGGGUUCCAGGGCAGGUUCGAGGUCGCGCCCGAGCGCCUCGGGAUAUUAUCCAGCGGCGGGAGUAAGCGCAAGCUGGAGGAGGAAGCCGAGGACGUGCAGCUCAUGUGCUGUGCCUUCCUGCGGAAUAAAUACAACGACGAGUCGAGUUUGCCGAAGAGUCGCCUUGCGAGGUGGACCGAGUCUAAUCGGAAGAAGCUGCCCUCUUACGUCACUAUACACGAGGAGAAACUCUUCCGGUCGGUCGUCCUGGUCGACGGCCGUAAAUACGGAUCCUCCUUCUGGGAAAAGAAUAAGAAAUGGGCAGAACAAGGAGCUGCAUUAGUUUGUCUUUGCGCACUCGGAGUAAUUGAUCCAGAAACUCUCACCAAAAGUGGCAAUCUUUUAGCAUGACAUUGAAAACGUUGACUGAGCAGUUUUUAAACAUUUACUUAUUGUAUAUUUUUUAUUAUGUUAUUAAUAUCAAACAUUGAAAGAUUCAUCCGUUUUAAGAGAAGAUGGUGACAAACAGCAAUUAGUUCGCUAAACCAUAAGAUACUCGUGAGUCGUUGAAAUACCGAAAGAAAUGAUGACUUUCAUGUGCGAUUGAUUGCCUUAAGUUGCGAUUUACCAUCGAAAAAAAUACUAUAGUGAUCAUCAAAUAAAUUAUAUUUAAUAAUUAAAAUAUUUUAUAAGA